AUGUCGCGAAUUUCUCUGGCCAUCAACCUAUUGUGCUUCUGCACCUCCAGCUGGGGUCUCUGGCAAGCCACAAAAGUGCAAUUACCAGCGUCGCUGGCACAGGCGGGACACAAGCAAUUCUUGACGAAUUUGUCCGUCGCCGCGACGCUGUGUAACAAUAUAUGUUAUUUCAUCGCUUUCCUCCCUCCGAAAAGGAUUACGUCGCCGCGGUUACGUUACGUCGCCCGUCAGCUCACUUUGCCAGUGGCCUUGGUCCUAGAGACAGUUGUGGCUGUUAUAUACUGGCCGUUGCGGCUGUUCUUUCUGCCCUUAAUCAUGCAUGGGGUAAAAGAUGGCUCGCGCAUGCCAUUGUCCCUGAAAGUAGACUGCGCACUGCAUUUGUAUCCCGCGCUAUAUUUGGCAGCGGACUACUUUUUCGCCAGCCUAGAGCCCUUCCAAAUCACCAAGCUUGCCGCGUGGCUCAUCAUAACAGCGUUGGGAUUCGGUUACAAGCGCUAUCUCGAAAUUCUUAUCGACACCGAUGCCGGUGACGUUUAUCCAUACCCAUUUCUAGAUGUCGCUGAGCCCUAUCGUAGCGGAAUCUUCGUAAUCGUCACGGCGGCGGCAUGGUCAAUCUUCUGUGUCUACCGGAAAAUUCACCGAGGCCAUGCGAAAGUGAUAGGUAAGAAAGCAGAAUAG
Molecule: messenger RNA, 678 nt
Organism: Lachancea mirantina
Lineage: Eukaryota; Fungi; Ascomycota; Saccharomycetes; Saccharomycetales; Saccharomycetaceae
Source: the annotation of a GenBank genome assembly